Messenger RNA from Prosopis cineraria, 1262 nucleotides. RefSeq names its product ribosome-binding factor PSRP1, chloroplastic. The record is from RefSeq and is a predicted model, not a curated record. Gene Ontology annotation, cellular component: cytosolic small ribosomal subunit. The coding region runs from base 115 to 1008 and encodes 297 amino acids. Gene Ontology annotation, molecular function: ribosomal small subunit binding. The transcript is spliced from 5 exons. Lineage: Eukaryota; Viridiplantae; Streptophyta; Magnoliopsida; Fabales; Fabaceae. Gene Ontology annotation, biological process: primary metabolic process; negative regulation of translational elongation.
AAUUGAUGCGAAUACGAUACACUUGCAUAUUCAUUCUUCAUUCUCCAUUUUUCUUCCCUGCGUUUCCCUUUUUCUCCAACCGUCCCGUUGAUUCCCUCCAUCUAACUUCUUCUAAUGGCAAUUCCGGUGCCUUCUUUGCGGACCACCUUGCACGCGUCGUCAUCGUCCUCGAUACCCUCGACUUCCUCUCGUUCUUCUCCUUCUACUGUUUGUGUAUUGAGUUCAACUCAAUUGAAGCCGUCCACGAGGCUAUCAACUUUCUUAACCCCUUUUGAAAUACUCAAUUAUACUUCUAGUACGAUUACACGCCCAAGUAACUGUGGCGGCGCCCUCACUGCUCGCAUGACAUGGGAGGGACCCCUCUCUUCCGUCAAAUUGAUUAUUCAGGGCAAAAAUCUAGAGUUGACUGAUCCGGUGAAGCAGCAUGUGGAAGAAAAGGUGGGAAAAGCAGUUCAAAAGCAUAGCCACUUAGUUAGGGAGGUCGACGUGAGACUAUCAGUCAGAGGAGGAGAGUUUGGGAGAGGACCCAGGACCAGGAGAUGUGAGGUAACAUUGUUUACCAAAAGGCACGGGGUGGUCAGGGCAGAGGAAGAUGCAGAGACUCUUUAUGGUAGCAUCGAUUUAGUGUCAUCAAUCAUCCAGAGGAAGUUGAGGAAGAUAAAGGAAAAGGAAUCAGACCAUGGUCGCCACAUGAAGGGAUUCAAUAGGCUGAAAGUUAGGGAGCCUGAAACGCCAGUACCUCAGGUUGAGAGAGAGAUACCCCCAGAAGAGGCGGAAGUAGUAGUAUUAUCUAAUGAGGUGGUCCGCACAAAAUACUUUGACAUGCCACCAUUGACUGUAUCUGAAGCAAUAGAACAGCUGGAAAACGUUGAUCAUGAUUUCUACGGUUUCAGAAAUGAAGACACUGGGGAGAUUAAUAUUGUAUACAAAAGAAAAGAAGGAGGUUAUGGACUCAUCAUACCCAAAGGGGAUGCUGAAGCUGAGGAAUUGGAGACUCUGGCGUUAUAGCUGACUAGAGAACACUCCCUGCUGGAUUGGGUGGCACACAUGGAAAACUCUCUUCGUAAGGACUUUAGAGCUUGUAAAUGAUCUGCGGAUACUAAUAGCCAUUGCUUUGGAGCUAGAAUGGAGGCAUUGGCAGUGAAGCGUAAAUAAGUGUUCAAAUAUGAUGUAACUUUGGACAACUGGCUAUUUUGACCUGGCAUACAGUACUUCAUACUUUGCGUUUGUUAUAAUACAUAGAUAAUCACAAUUUCAAUUCA